Messenger RNA from Mollisia scopiformis, 1506 nucleotides. RefSeq names its product glycosyltransferase family 31 protein. The transcript is spliced from 3 exons. The record is from RefSeq and is a predicted model, not a curated record. NCBI's taxonomy places the organism in Eukaryota, Fungi, Ascomycota, Leotiomycetes, Helotiales, Mollisiaceae. Bases 110 to 1477 code for a protein of 455 amino acids. Gene Ontology annotation, molecular function: glycosyltransferase activity. Gene Ontology annotation, cellular component: membrane.
AGUACCUUUCAGUGCUAGCGAUACUACGUACAUGUAGGCACCAGCUUUCGGCAUCUGUAUGUUGGAUUUUCAAUGCGUUUUCUUUACUUGAAUAUGAAAGGGGUGAGCGAUGGCAUGGCGGAGCCCACGAUACACCAGGCGGGCGAUUAGGGGCUUCACAUUUCUCAGCAUCGUUCUUUUCCUGUUACAUUCCUUUGGACUUCUGGAUUUUGCUGCACGGCGCUACGAUACAUGGCCUUGGACGCCCUGCUCAGCCUCGUCGCUAUUCGCACAAUCAUGCACAGCUUCGAGGGCUACGAUCGCCCAAGAUAUCCAGAUUGUGGUCAAAACAGGAGGUUCAGAACCACAAAGCAGACUUCGUUACCAACUUGUGACAAUCCUGUCCCAAAUUCCUCGGGAGAACGUCCUCAUCUUCUCGGACUUGGAAGAAGAAGUCGACUCUUACAGUGUCCAUGAUGUCUAUGCUGAUUUAUCGGAGCAAGAGCGGAGGAGCUAUCCCGAAUUCGCGCUAUAUGACCAACUGCAGGAGUAUAAAGAACAGGGGAAGGAUACUAGAGAGCUGCAAGGUGGUUGGGACUUGGCCAAGUACAUGAACCUAGCCAUGAAGCGCAAGAUCUGGAAAAUGCAACGAGAAAUCGGCGGCGAGCAUAGAGCGAAGUGGUUCGUGUUCAUAGACACGGACACCUUCGUUGAAUGGGACAAUCUCCUCGAAUUAUUGGAACAUCAUGACCCCGCGAACAAGAUCUACAUAGGCAGUCCAGUCUGGCUACCAGGACUCCAAUUUGCACAUGGUGGAAGCGCAUACAUCCUAUCGUAUGGCGCAUUGAAAGCACUUAACAGCCCCUACUCGCAUGACCAAGAGGAACCACUGUAUAGCCAGUACGGUCUGAACGUAACUGAGUUGUGUUGUGGCGACGAAGCUCUUGCGAGGGUACUAAAACCAAAGGGUGUCAAGCUGAAAGGCUAUUGGCCGAUGUUCAACGGAGAGACACCGGCCACUGUUCCAUUCGGGAGAGAUCUUUGGUGUGAGCCUGUUAUCUCGUUACAUCACAUUGCCGGGGAAGAUAUGCAAAGUCUUUGGCAGUGGGUCGAGGAUUGGAAAGUUAAAACAAUGAACAUGCAUCCACUUUUAUUCAAAGACUUAUUUGACUACAUCGCUCCUCAAAUCACCAGUAUCCUUGAAGACUGGGAUAACACAGAUGACAGCAUGAAGAUCUACCCAACGAAAAAGGCGUCUCAUACAACCUUCGAUGAUUGUAAAGGAGCUUGUGAAGCGGACAAAUUAUGCUUUCAGUUCGUCUACAACGGUACCACCUGCGCGUUGUCACAUCAUAUCCGACUUGGCAGGGCACGUUCAUCGAAAGGGGAUGGGUAUGGGGCGCAACGAUACAUCUCGGGAUGGAAUGUGGAGAGGGUUCGGGACUGGACAAUGAAGACCGAUUGUGCGAGCGCGCAUUGGGUGAGGUCUAACCCAUGAAUUUUGUAUAAUUGAAUGCUACUCUGAGA